Girardinichthys multiradiatus is the source of this 4107-nucleotide messenger RNA. Its product is annotated as early growth response protein 4-like. Bases 2243 to 3424 code for a protein of 393 amino acids. The record is from RefSeq and is a predicted model, not a curated record. Gene Ontology annotation, biological process: regulation of transcription by RNA polymerase II. NCBI's taxonomy places the organism in Eukaryota, Metazoa, Chordata, Actinopteri, Cyprinodontiformes, Goodeidae. Gene Ontology annotation, molecular function: RNA polymerase II cis-regulatory region sequence-specific DNA binding; DNA-binding transcription factor activity, RNA polymerase II-specific. The transcript is spliced from 2 exons.
CUAUGAGAGCCAGUCAGGAAAAGCAAUCAGGUUGUAUAGUAAAGGAGAAUAAAACCCAGGAUUAAUGACAUUUAUUGUUGAACAUACUGUGUGGUCAUCAACAAGGCUACGCAUAUUAAUUAAAUUAGAGGUGCAGGAUAGUCAGGUGACAUUGGUGACAUCAUCAAUGUAAAACUGCAAUAUAAUAUAAAACAAAUAAACUAUAAUCUCCUUUUAUUUAGUGAAGCAGCAGUGAAUGUAACUGUCAUGUAUGCAGCAAAUGAUGCCUGGAAACCCAGAAAUAAAUGAAUAGUUAUGCUUGAUUAUCAAAAUGUGAUAGAGACUAAAUUAUUGCUUUCACUGCUACCUGCAGUUCUGUGGGAUUCUUCUUUUAUUAUUUGCCUAGUUUUCCAGAUUGCAAACCUACCUCUAAGUCUCCAAGGGGAUCCAGUUCAAAAUAAAAUGUAGCUAAACAUAAGCUAUUUGUGUCGGAUGAUAAUAAAAUAAAACACAGCUAUCAGAUAUCAAACCCUGGUGUCCCGCAUGACAGGCAGAGACACGAACCACUCUGCUAGGGAGCACAAACUGACUCCAUGCAAUGUUUGUGAUUAUCAUGGCCACCUCUGCUAUACAGUAACUGUGUUAGUGCAACGAUAGCAUUCCAGACAGCAUGAUGUUGCCUUUGAGGGAUUUUCACCUUUGUUACAAAAACAAAACGAGAACCGAGAACAUUAUUGAGAUAAGCUAUUGACUGUGGUGGAAAACGGUAACACUCGACAAUAUAUUCAUCCAGAAAAUAAGACCUCUAAUCGUGGUCUGAUCACCUUGUCCUGGUGGAGACUUCUGUGGAGUAGUUGUACUCCAACAUCUACAGGCUCCUCCAGAAAAGAUCUCGCCAUUUCUGACACAUUCCUAGUUCCAGAUCUCAGCUAGAAAGCAGACCAAACCCGGGGUUGGUUCAAUAAGCCCUGCUACCGAGCAGGGUUGGUUCUUGGAGUACCUUGCAGGGGUAACUUGACUCAGGGUAACGGCUACCUGGCUUUUUGAAACCAAAAACCCAGAGUAUGCGCAUACUUACCUCAGAACCUACUCCAGAUCCCUGGGUGUCUCCUCCCUUUGCAACCAGGAGUAAACCUGUGAGGAAAAUGUCUUAGUCACAGGUCAAAAGAUAUUACGUGAUGCACAUGAUGUAGAGUAUUACCUCUAAACAGCUGUUGUGUUUAAAAAGAAAUGUUAUUGAAAUGAAGUAUUUUAGCAGGUUUACAGAGAAUAGCUCAUUAGUUCUAACGCAGCCUGCAAACAAACCCUUUGUGUUAUGUAUGCCUUUGGUUUAUAUGGAGCAUUGAAACUGAUAUGAAGCAUAAAUGAUGAUCCAGAUGGUUCUUACACAGAACCCAGCUGGAUCUGUGUCUGUCCCUACACACGGCGCCCAGCUGAUGAUUCAGGUUAAACCAGUAAAUCCAGCUCCUUCAAUGUAACAACUGGCCUGAAUUCGUUAUCUGUCUCCAUGGUGACAACUUCCCAGCAACUGCAUGUGGCUGAGCAGGAAUGUCACAUGUGGCCCAGUAAUAUGUAAUAAUGUGUGUCUGCAGUGCUGCAUCAGAACGCUGCAGCCUGAAACAUGGUGGGAGAAAAGCCAUACUUCCCAGUCCUCUCGGGUCCUGAAGAUGUGAGGGAGAUCCACUGAGGUUUGCUCACACAUCUUUGAUACUGUUUUAAAUGAUUCUUUAUAACUCCCAUCUCCAAAUGUUGUAUGAAAAUCUGUGGAACUUGAACACUGGGAAUGAAGCAGAUUAUAAAAACAGACAUAUUUGAGGUCCUGGUGUCCCCUGAGAUGCGUCAAAACGGAGAGAUUUAGUGAGUUUUCUUGUGUUUUCUAUCCUCUCAUCUCUCCAUCCUUGCCUUCCUUUCUGUUGUAUAACCUCUCGCUGCUGCCGCAGUGAAGGAAACCCCUCUCUCCGCUCCUGUACGUCGCUCUGCCGCCUGUCCUUUUAAGGCAUGGGGGAUACCCGCCGUCACAGCCGGAAGCUGCCCAUAUUUGGGCAGCUACGAAGGGGCACGGCGGGGGGAAUCCCUCGCGCCUGAAUCGAACCAAUAAAGACAGGUCUGGAGUUACCUUGGAGACGGAGAGUAUAAAAAGGAGCGGCGAGCGGAGAGAGCUCAGCAUCCUCAGCAUCUCUGCCGGGAAGCAGCCAGAGCUCCUCUAGCGGAUUAACACCUGACUUUUUGGGGGAUUCCAACCUGCUUUCAUAAAAUCUGUAAGAUGCUUCUGGAGCGCGACGACAGCUUCAUGUCUGAGUUUGAGGACGCUUGCAGCGCCUGGGUGGACAGCGUGGGUUCAAACCCCAGUGAUGGAUUAGAUUCUGACGUGGGAUCACCUUUCAGCCAAGUUUUCUCUCCGGGAACGGACGCCUCAGAUUCAGACUUCUUCUCCGACUUUAGUGACUGCUCCUCGGACACCCUUUCUCCCUCGCUUGGCUACACUGGCAGCUUCUUCCCUGAGUCCGAGCCUGCGGCAGCGGGACUAAGCAGCACCGCAGACGCGAUCCUGAACAUGAUUACGGAGAUCGUGGGUAUCUGCACGGAGAUGGAGCAGAAGCAGCAUCAGCAGCCUGUCCCCGACUUAGGCAUCCCGCCUCCAGCUGCAGCGCAGCAGCUGCCUGCAGUCCCUGCUUCAACACCUGUGGUGAUUAAAACUGAGUUUGGGAGCUCCAGCUGCAGCAGCGGGUGUUCUCAGUCCUCCUCGCCCGGGAAUGAUACGCUGUUCCCGCCUGCUGUGGACUCUCUCCUCCCCCUCAUGGCUCUAGAACAACAGAUGGAUGUGGCUGAUUUCAUCGAGUCUCUGUUGAGCUCGGAGGCCGGUCAGGCUGAGCUGCUCGGCUGUGAAGUAAAGCAGGAGCCGCUGGAGCUGGAGGACUGGUUGAAGGGUUUACCGGUUCCAGUAACCGGCGGGGACUCCGGUAACUACGUCAUCAGCAGCACCCCCUCCACCCUGGACGCGCACCUGCUUUCCUCCCUCCUGCAGGGCGCGUUCCCGAUGGUCAACAUCAGCAGCGUGCAUGCGGCUGGAGCGCCCAAGCAGCCGCGCUCAGGGCGCAGAGCGCAUGCGCGGGGCGGCGUGAAGCCCAAGCCGUUCCCGUGCUCUGUGCCGGGCUGCGAGCGCCGCUUCUCGCGCUCCGACGAGCUCAACAGGCACGUGCGCAUCCACACUGGUCAGAAGCCCUUCCAGUGUACCAUCUGCGCGCGCAGCUUCAGCCGCAGCGACCACCUGACCACGCACACGCGCACGCACACCGGGGAGAAGCCCUUCUCCUGCGACGUGUGCGGCAAGAGGUUCGCGCGCAGCGACGAGAGGAAGAGGCACGGGCGCGUGCACGUGAAGCAGCAGCUGCGCGCUCAAAUGAUGGCCGCGUACUCUCUGGCCCUGAACGCGCCUGGCGUGUAAACACUGACCACUUUACUGGAGUUUUCAAGCUUUUCGGAUUUGAACCGACAACCGGAGAGGCAUGUGACGUCAUACCGGUGUACAGGUGCUAAGAGGCGCAUGCGUGUUGCAGUGCCCUGAGGGUUCGGGUGUGGUCCUGGCCCAGCAGCUGAUCAGGCCUUUGAACUGUGACCCUGCCGCCUGUAAAGGAGCAGUCCGUCUACCUGAAGAAAGGUUUCUGAUGUAAAAUAAAACAAAUCUUUCUCUGCAUGAAGCCGUGAAGAGACUCUGUGAAUGUUGACGUCAGAAUGUCGUGCUUCUGUCCUUGAUAUUUUUCUGUAAACAGCUUUAUAUUUGAGGAGUUUCAUGUUUGUAACAUAUCUCUAUUUUUCUAGAUGGCCUGUCUACCUCUCAGUGUCACUGUUUUACAAUCAGAGUGUGUAUAUUUUAGAGAAGAAUCCAGAUGUCACUUUUCUAUGAAAUGACUGCAAACGCUGUGCAGACUCUUAACGAACACAUGUGCAGGUUUAAGCUGCACCAAUGCUUUGUGGGAUAUGUUGUCCUGUGUUCUGUGGUGUGAAAUCUGAACACACCAGCUCAGUCAGAGCUGAGCUCUGAGUAGCACACAUGGCUGUGCAAGUUUACUGUUCCCUCAUUCUGCAUGGAGGAUGUUGUUGCUGUUAAUAAACACACAAAACAACAGA